Molecule: messenger RNA, 859 nt
Organism: Erigeron canadensis
Lineage: Eukaryota; Viridiplantae; Streptophyta; Magnoliopsida; Asterales; Asteraceae
Exons: 1
Coding region: 114-638 (174 amino acids)
Source: RefSeq, a predicted model, not a curated record
CCCCUAUACACCGUCGAGGUAUUGGGGCUCAAAACCCGUGGAAGGCGGCACUGAGCAGUUUCUUCUAUUAAGAUUUUUACACAGUAAACUUCAAGUCUAUUACACACUUAACUAUGGAACUGAAAAUGAUGUUAAUAUGUGUUACAAUGUUUGAUGAAGGAGGGAUUCGAUGGCCCACAUGUAACGUAUGUGGAAAAUCCACCAGAGGCUUUACAUUCAGAUGCAACUUCUGCCAUUUCCAAAUGCAUCCAUGUUGUGCUAUGCUUUCUGACCAAAUCAAUUACCCAUCUCUUCACAGCCACCCUUUGAACCUUUUGCCACCUUUAGCCUCGGAUGAUCAAUAUAACUUGAUCUGCAGGGAGUGCAACAGAAAGAGAUCUGGCCGUCUUUACGGUUGCAGGGUUUGCAACUAUCAUCUGCAUGCAGUUUGUGCUAAGGAUUUGAUCAACGGGUUAAAAGUGAAUGGCAUCAAGAACUCUGAGAAAGCUAGCAUGCUAGGACCUGCUGUACGUUUUGCUUCACAAGCCGUUGCUGAGUUCUUCAACGGACUGAUUGAUGGGAUCGGAGAAGGUGUGGGAGAGGCUCUGGUUCAGAAUGUGACUAGGAGUGGGGGACAUAAUACAACCGGAAGAAUAUAACUAUAUAAGUAUAUAACUAAGGGAUUCGAAGCUACUAAAUACAUAGCUACUAUUUGAUCCUAUUAUUAUAAUUAUUCAUAUAAUGAUAAUAAUGAAGUUCCUUAACUAUUCAUAUAUGGGCUUUGAUAUAUCUGGGAAGAAAAAAGUUGUACCAUAUGAAUUAUAACAUUGUAUAUAUAAAGAUGUAAAAAGUAAAAGAAUAGUUAUUGUAUUUGAUAUAA